AUGACCACUCCUCACGGCCUCUCGAGCUCUUUGUACGCCGACUUCCUAUCCGAGCACUUGCAACUCAACGAACCUCUGGAGCCCAGUCCCCAUGCUCUCCACGCGCUGUCGAUCUAUAGUCUCACUCCUCGCGGUACGAGGCUCGGCCUCAAGACACGCGCCGUCGGAUCGUGCGUACAAACGACUCCAGUCAACCGCCGUGUCGAGUCGUCGCUCGUGUGCGAGAGCCAGUGGAAUCCAGUGACAACGUUCCGUCUAUGUGUCACCUCGUCCCGUCACUUGUCCUUGCAAGCGCAACUUCAAGCCAGUGAGACGCUACGCUUGACUUUAGAAGCGCAAGAGUCGGCGACAGAAAAAGUACCACUGUCGUUUGCCCGCAUUGGCGCUGAUGUGAAGACUGCAAUCGGAUUUGGCGGGGUCCAGAUAGAUGCAGUGAAUGGACCGACUUUGCAAGCCACAAUGGGGACGCGGGUAGGCGCGUUUGCACUGGGAUGGAUUGCCGCAUACGACGUCGGACUUGACCGGAGCGACCGACGCGGGCGGGUGACGACACUGAAUGUCGCCACAAGUUACACGCACGACGACGUCUCGGCUUUGCUGCAAAUAACGGACAGUGGACGCAGUGUGCAAUUGGACUUGACGCAGACCGUGUCACCCGAAUUGAUCGUGAGCUCGAGGUUGAAAUGUGACAGCAGGAAAGACACGCGGUCGCUGAGGGUGCUGGGCAAGUACGCGCUGAACAAGACGGAGGCCGUGAGUAGCUCCAUUGGGUCGGACGGUAUUUGGAUUGGCGCGUUCGAGUGGCGCACGUCCAAGCACUUGAAGACGCGCGUCGCAGCUCAGAUGGACUUGCGGCAUUACGAUAGUGACUCGCACCACCUUGGCGUGUCUGUAGAGAUCAGUUGA
Messenger RNA from Peronospora matthiolae, 906 nucleotides. The record is from the annotation of a GenBank genome assembly. NCBI's taxonomy places the organism in Eukaryota, Oomycota, Peronosporomycetes, Peronosporales, Peronosporaceae.